This is a messenger RNA of Parasteatoda tepidariorum (common house spider), 2682 nucleotides long. The record is from RefSeq and is a predicted model, not a curated record. Lineage: Eukaryota; Metazoa; Arthropoda; Arachnida; Araneae; Theridiidae.
AUGAGCGGAUUGCCUCCAAAGGGUUUUUACGCAGAAGAAAGGACUGGUGCAGUCUUCUUGAGAAAGCCAGGGUCCACAGAGGACUGUCGAGCUACUGAUGAUGAUGAUGAUAAUUUUGAGAUUUUCAAACUUGUUAUACAAAUUAUGGACAAACACUUGAACUCCGAUCUUGGUUGGAGCUCACAUGGCCACAAUACGACAGCACAGAUAAAAUCUACUAGAACAAUCACCAUGGAGAACAUACCAUCAUCUUGCCCAUCAAGGAACUUUCAAAAUUUUGUCACGAGAUCAGGUUCGCCACAUACGAGUCCCACAUCUCAAACUUCUAAUAUCGAUCUUGAGCAAAAUGUUUCAGAUGUUGAAUCAACAACAGACGCACAAGAAGAUCCACAAACAGUUGACAUCGUCAUGACUAACAAAGAUUUUGAGGAACUAUUCUCAAUGAUCGAAUCAAGUCUGAACUAUGAUCUUCCUUACAAAAGAAGACCAAACAUUCAAGAGAAGCCCUGUGAAUUGAUGUAUUGUUCAUUUGGUGCAGAAUGCUUAUUUGAUGAAAAAACUCAACAGGGUUACUGUCAGUGCCAAGAUUCCUGUUCCGAUAUUUUUGCUCCAGUUUGUGGAAGUGACGGUGUAACAUAUUCCAGUGAGUGCCAAUUGCGGAUGGCCUCAUGUUCGCAACAAAUUAGAAUAUAUGUCCAACAUCAUGGCCAAUGUGCAGCUCCUACAAAUUUAGAAGAAGUGUCUAUGUGUGGUAAAGUGGCCAUGUGUGACAAGGCUGCUUACAGUGCCAUCUAUCCCUGCCAAGGCGUUGAAUGCCCGAAUUCUCAAGUAUGCCAGCUCGAUGAGCAUAGAAACGCCAUGUGUAGAUGCAAUGCUAUUUGCUCUGAGGAUAUUAGACCUGUAUGUGGAUCUGAUGGGAAGACUUAUGCAAAUGAAUGUGCUCUUCGCGUAGAGGCUUGCAAAUUUAGAAAAAAUAUCAGAGUUGUUUAUUCCGGAGAAUGUAGCACAGGAAAGAACCCGUGUGAGAACAUUCAGUGUGAGAUUCUGGAGGAAUGCAACAUUGACAAAUUUGGCAUCGCAUCUUGUCAAUGUCCACAAAAUUGUGAAUCUGUUAUGAAACCUGUUUGUGGCUCUGAUGGACAAACCUACAACAGUGAAUGCGAACUGCAGAGGCAUGCCUGUAUUCAUAAGCGUAUUAUAUCAGUUGCUUAUGGGGGAGCGUGUGGUGAUACUGGACCUUGUAACGGAUAUGUAUGUGCAUUCGGAGCUUUGUGUGUUCUAAAGAAUGGUUUACCUGGUUGUGAAUGUCCAACCUGCACCGAAGAGUUCGAACCUGUGUGUGGCACAGACGGUAUAUCCCAUACAAAUGAAUGUAAAAUGAGAAGAGAAGGAUGCGAGCAGAGGAAAGAAAUAAAAGUCGCCUACAGUGGGCUUUGCGAUACUUGCAGCCAAACACAGUGUGAAUAUUCCGCCGUCUGUGAUCUGGACAGUAAAGGCCGUGCAACGUGUGUUUGUCCGAAGCAUUGUGUUAAGGUGGAAGCUAAAGUGUGUGGAAAUGAUGGAAUCACCUAUCAAAAUGAAUGCGAGUUAAGAGUUGCUGCAUGCACAAAACAACUGCCUAUAGCUGUUGCUUCUCUUGGAGCUUGUGAUCAAUGUAUCAAUGUGCAUUGCAAAUAUGGUGCACGAUGUGAAGAUGGUAGAUGUGUUUGUCCUACAGAAUGCCCCGACAAGUAUGAACCUGUCUGUAGUAGUGAUGGGUCAACAUAUCCCAACGACUGCGAGAUGAAACGAGCUUCAUGUGUACAAACUCAGGAAUUGAGUGUAUUGUUUUAUGGCGAGUGUGAAGAUGUUGGCGGAUCAGGUGCUGGUAUAAAAGGUGCUAAAUCUACAGAAUCAGGCUCGGGUAAUUUCGCCUGCGAAGAAGAGCCCUGUAAAUUUGGCGGUAUUUGUGACUAUGAUUCUGAAGGGAUGCCUCAAUGCAUUUGUGCUUUUGAGUGUCCACCCGUGAAAGAACCAGUGUGUGGAUCGGAUGGACAAUUUUAUGACAGUGAUUGCAAACUGAGAGAACAGUCCUGCAAAUCUCAGAAAAAGAUUAUUGUCGCCGCCAGGAAUAGAUGCCAAAAAAGAGAAGAAAUUGCUUGCGACGGUGAGAAACCACUGAUCAAUCCGGUCUCUGGCAAAGACUACCAUUGUGGCGAAGGUCCGGAUUCCAAAAAAUGUCCACCCAGUAGCUAUUGCCACAAAACAACUGAAUUCGCUAAAUGUUGUCGAGAAGUUGCAAUUGAAAAGAGCUGUGCUGAUUCAAUCCACGGUUGCUGCCCUGAUGGAAAAACAAAAGCACAAGGUCCUGAGCAAGCUGGAUGCCCUAGUCAAUGUAAUUGCAAUAGGUUAGGGUCGUUUAGCCUUACCUGUGAUCCUGCAACAGGUCAGUGUCCUUGCAAACCAGGAGUCGGAGGUCUCCGUUGCGACAGAUGUGAACCAGGAUUUUGGGGACUGCACAAAAUAUCCGAUGGAAGCAGUGGUUGCUCACCUUGUGACUGUGAUCUGUAUGGUUCGGUACGAGAUGACUGUGAGCAGAUGACUGGGAGAUGCGUCUGCAAAAACGGAAUUCAAGGAAUGAAAUGCAACAUCUGUCCCAUCGGAACAGUCUUGGGACCCGAUGGAUGUGUAGAUGGUAAAUAA